CACACACACACAGACACACAGACAGACACAACCACAGACACACACACAUACAGACACAAACACACACACAGACACACAGACACACACACAGACACACACAACCACAGACACACACACAUAGACACAGACACACACACAGACACACACACAGACACACACACAGACACACACACAGACACAACACCCGCGCUCGCUUCCUCUCCUCAGAACCAGAAUCUUCCGUAUCGAUACACCGGCCGACAUCAGAGCAUCGAUCCGCCGAUGAGACCAGAGACAUGCAGCCGACCCAGAGCUUCAGGGUGGACGACUUCAUCGCGGGCUGCAUCGGAGGAAGCUGCAGCGUGGUCGUGGGUCACCCGCUGGACACCGUGAAGACGCGGCUGCAGGCCGGCCGAGGAUACAAGAGCCUCCUCCACUGCGUCCUCAGCAUCUACAGGAAGGAGACGGCGAUGGGCUUCUUCAGGGGCAUGUCCUUCCCUCUGGCCAGCAUCACCAUCUACAACUCGGUGGUGUUCGGCUUCUUCAGCAACGCGCAGAGGCUCAUCAGCCAGCAUCGCCAUGGCGACGGGCGCCACCCGUGCGGCAUGGCGGACCUCGCCGCCGCCAGCAUGCUGACGGGCCUGAUGUCGGUGGGCCUGGGCGCCCCGGUGGACCUGGUGAAGAUCAGGCUGCAGCUGCAGACGCAGAUGGUCCUUGCAGAGAACUUGAACCUGGCCGGCAACGUGCCGAGCGGCAGCAGCAUCCCGCUGCGCUCCCUCGGCAUCCCCACCGCCCAGAGCGCCUACCGGGGGCCCCUGCACUGCGUCAGCAGCAUCCUGCAGACCGAGGGCCUGCCGGGCCUCUACCGGGGCGCCGGCGCCAUGGUGCUGAGGGACGUGCCCGGCUACAUGCUCUACUUCAUCCCCUACACCGUCUUCUGCAACCUGCUGAAGCCCGACGGCACGGCCAGCCUCCACCCCGGCUCCAUCGUGCUGGCCGGAGGCCUCGCAGGGUCGAUCUCGUGGGUCACGGCGACGCCGGCCGACGUGGUGAAGAGCCGUCUGCAGGCCGACGCCCACCCGCAGAGGAAGUACCGCGGCAUCGUGCACUGCAUCAUGCAGAGCUACAAGACGGAGGGCGCGCAGGUUUUCUUCCGCGGCGCCUCGGUCAACGCCAUCCGAGGCUUCCCGAUGAGCGCCACCAUGUUCCUGACCUACGAACUCUCCCUGCAGUUCUUCAGAGGUCUCUAGGCCGGAGGAGACGUGUUGGGGGGGGAGGAGCUUAACUCUUGAGUGGGGAGAGGAGCUUCGCUUAACACUGGACCCACUCAAAGAUCCUAAUAGGCUAAAUAACAGAGCUAACAGCUAACAAAACUAACAGAGCUAACAGCUAACGGAGGUUACAUUGAAUGACAUCAUGAUGCGUUCAAGGUCUAUUCAGUGAAUCAUUUAUUAGUUGGAAUGCUUCAGCAGUCCAACUCUUGUUUGACUCAAUAACGUUAUCAUGAUGUGUUCAUAUUUGUCACUGUGGCACAACUUUUAGUGAUUAUACAACCAUUAUUUUAGUGAUUAUAUAACCAUUAUUUAAUGACUAUAUUACUCAUUAUUUCAAUGACUAUAUAGUCAUUAUUUUAGUUAAACAUCCAUCCAAGGUAUUAUCUACCUGUAUAUAUUAUGUUUGCAUUUCUUAUAUUUAGAAAAGGGAGUUUGACGAGUAAAUUAUCAGUUCACCUUUUUUAUGUAAUACUGUAAAUUCAGACACUGAGCAACACAGUUACAUUAUUGUUUUUAAAAGGUCUGCACCAUGAAUGUAGAAUUACUAAUCUCACCAGUUGAAAGACAUCUUUAGGUCUAUUUUCAUCCUAAAUCAUCACUUUGAUGGAUUAAAACCACAUUUAAACUCGUGGGUUUUAGGACAUAACUGUCUUUUUGCAUUCUGCCGGCCUGAUAGCAAUGUUUUAAAUAGUUUUAUUGUCCUGUAAAUACUUGUAAAUAUGUAAACUGCCAUGUCAAAGAAGUGUUUUAUUGUAAAUAAAUAAAGCUUUUAAACACACGA
Molecule: messenger RNA, 2034 nt
Organism: Pseudoliparis swirei
Lineage: Eukaryota; Metazoa; Chordata; Actinopteri; Perciformes; Liparidae
Gene: slc25a48
Product: solute carrier family 25 member 48
Exons: 7
Coding region: 276-1229 (317 amino acids)
Biological process (GO): transmembrane transport
Cellular component (GO): mitochondrion
Molecular function (GO): transmembrane transporter activity
Source: RefSeq, a predicted model, not a curated record